Molecule: messenger RNA, 895 nt
Organism: Trichomonas vaginalis G3
Lineage: Eukaryota; Parabasalia; Trichomonadida; Trichomonadidae
Product: KilA, N-terminal/APSES-type HTH, DNA-binding family
Exons: 1
Source: RefSeq, a predicted model, not a curated record
AUGUCAACAUCAGAGAACACAACAACAGUUAUAGUCCAUGAAGCUAUAAAUGAAGAAUAUGAGUGGGUUCAGUUUAACAAACAACUCCGUCUCAUUCGUUCGGUCAAAGACGAUAUGUACCAAAUGCAAAGUAUUUUGACAGCAUGUUUUGCACCAGAUACUAAGAAACCACAAGACUGGUUUAGGAACCAAAGCACACAAGAAUUUUUGAGCGAAGCACAGCGAGACAUACUUUUUUCUGAAAACAGUGAAGAACAGCGAGUAAGUAAAAAAUCUUACUCGCCUAAAACUCAUGAAAAUCGUGAAAAAUUGCCAAACGGUUUGAGAGGAUAUUAUGUACAUAGACUUCUUGUAAAUGCUGUUGCAAUGUGGGCUUCACCUCGUUAUGCUUGGUAUGUUUGUAAACUUCUUGACGAAAUUCAUAGACAAGAACGUGAAGAGCUAGAGAACAAGCUUGAAGCAAAAGACAAAAGCAUUCAGAAAAGAAUACCGCGUUCGGUACCAAAAGGAAAGGAAAAGAACUAUAAGUAUAUGAUUUAUACUGAAGAGAUGGAAAAUGAAGAAGACAGAGAUAUGGUUAUGUUGCAUUUAGUCAGAAGAAACAACAAAAGCUUUUACGACCUUGCUAAGAUUUACAAAUCUGACAGAAAUUGGUUCUAUCGCGAAAACUUACCGAUUUCAAUGACCCCAAAUGAAGAUGUGAAACAAAUAGUUCAAGAUACGUUACCUCAAACACACUAUGAUAUGAAAGGUUGUACAAUUCUUACCUUCAAAGAAGAUUUGCCGCUACUGAAAGAAAAAAAACAGAGUAUUUUGACAACUUCAAACAAGCAGAGUAAAUUUCAAUCUUUAUUUUUCAAGCUUGACACCAAAGAUGGCUCAGGUAGCUCUAUAA